Drosophila rhopaloa is the source of this 851-nucleotide messenger RNA. RefSeq lists its product as uncharacterized. The record is from RefSeq and is a predicted model, not a curated record. The coding region runs from base 47 to 829 and encodes 260 amino acids. Lineage: Eukaryota; Metazoa; Arthropoda; Insecta; Diptera; Drosophilidae. The transcript is spliced from 2 exons.
UCAUUUUAUAGUAACAUAUUUCGAGUUUAUCAAAGUCCUGCUAACCAUGGAGAUAAAACCAGUGGUUUUCUUGCUUUUGCACUUAUUGGUAGGUCUUUCUGAAGGCUAUAAGUUGGCUCAGAUCUCCAAUGACAUGGCAGGCGUGGUAUCGGAGCAUCAGUGUGCUGGCGAUAACAGUCGCCAGGAACCCUCGGAAAGUCAUUGUGACAUCAAGAUGGACGGCAAGACGAAAAUGAGGGCCUCCAGCAUUGCCCAGAAGGCGGCCAAGGAGGCCAAGGACGCCUCCGAUGCCCAGUUGGAGGCGGGAGAGGCGGCUGCCCGCCAGGUGAAGCAGCAGCUGGCCGACAAGGCACAGGCCGCGGCCAAGGCGGCGGAGGCGGCUCUGGCCGGGAAGCAACAGGUCGUGGAGCAACUGGAGUCCGAGGUGCGGGAGGGCGAACUGGUGGUGCAGGAGGAGAGCACCCUGCUGCAGACCACCCAAACCACCUGUGCCGCUGCGGGACAGGCCGCCAAACAGGCCACUGAGCAGCUGAAGACCAUCACGCUGGCGGUGAAGAAUGCCCAGGAUAACGCGGUCAACUCCGAGCAGGUGGCCAAUGGAGCCCAGCAGGAGCUGGCCGAGAAGCAGCAGCUCGUGGAUGCGGCCAAGAAGCGGGUGGAGCUGCUCCUCCGCCAGCUGGACCUGGCCAGGCAAGACUUCAAGAGCACCAAGAACGCGGCCGAAAAAGCAGCCUGUGCCGCCCAAGAAGCCAGGCAAAGGGCCACCCGGGAGCGACGGCGGGCGGAACUGAGGCACAUCCUGCGUCUCCAGAGGGGACGCACCCACUGAGACACCCACUCUGGUUUAUAUU